CCUCUGAAAAUUUCUCGGUUUGAGUAUUCUGUGCAGAAAUCUACCCAUAUUUCUUUAUAUUAACCAUCCAAGCAGUUAUUCAAGGUAUUAUACAGUUGAAAGGUGUAAAAAAUGUCAGCCAAAGGUGCAAGAGAAGAGUAUGUUCUUAAUAUUGAGAGACGUCAUAAGCAAUUGUUUGGCUCUCGCGCGUCAAACUAUCUUGAUUACUUGAGUGAGCUGGAYAUUGAUAUUGAGCCMUUCACAAUCCGUAAUUCUGGAAUCAUUUGCACCAUUGGGCCAGCUUCAAGGUCAGUGGAGACAUGUGUCAAGCUCAUAGAAAAUGGCAUGAAUAUUGCAAGAUUGAACUUCUCUCAUGGGACUCAUGAGUACCAUCAAGAAACAAUUGGUAACAUCAGACGGGCUGCGUUGAUUGAGUGGCCUCAUGCUGUAGCUAUUGCUCUGGACACCAAAGGACCUGAAAUAAGGACUGGUCUCCUUAAAGGGGGAGGAUCUGCUGAGAUUUCAUUAACCAAAGGACAGAAACUCAAAGUGUCCACAGACAAGUCAAUGUAUGACCAGUGUGAUAGCGAGACCAUUUUUGUAGACUAUGCGAACAUAGUAAAAGUAGUCCCACUUGGCGGCAUCAUAUUUGUGGAUGAUGGGCUAAUCUCAUGUUGGAGAGUAUGGUGAUUAACCCACGGCCAACACGAGCUGAAACCUCUGAUGUUGCUAAUGCUAUCCUUGAUGGUGCUGAUUGUGUAAUGUUGUCAGGUGAGACUGCUAAAGGCCGCUACCCAAUUUUAGCUGUACGCAUGAUGCACAAGAUUUGUCGUGAGGCUGAAGCAGCCAUUUUCAGCAAACAGCUUUUUGAUGAUCUUCGUCACUCUAUGGAUAUAACUGCUACAACUCAAGAGGCUACAGCCAUUGCUGCGGUCGCGGCCUCCUACCAGUGUAAUGCAGACGCCAUUGUUUGUUUAACUCACACAGGAAAAACUGCACAAAUCACCGCUCGUUUCCGCCCACGUUGCCCCAUCGUUGUGGUAACMCGUGACCCUCGAGUUGCCCGCCAGAUGCACUUGUAUCGYGGAUGUUUUCCAAUAGUCUACGAYCGAGAACCACUCCCCAAUGUCCUUGAGGAACACGACGAGCGUCUAGACUUUGCCCUCAACAUGGGUAAAACUAUGGGUUUCUUGAGAGAAGGCAGCGUCUUCGUUUUCAUCUCCGGRUGGCGAGCAGGAGCUGCUCACACUAAUACCAUCCGUAUUCUUACAGUGGCYAAGGAUAAGAUUCACAUUGCUCGUAGUCUGUCCGAAACWGCUGAUCCCAGUGGAGUCAAUAUUACAGAGUAGUAGUAAACGCURCUUUGGGAUUCCUGUGUUUACGAAGACAAACUCGCACCAGUGUAGGAGCCAGCAACACAGGCUGAAACCAUAGAUAAAGAAUAAACACAAAUGAUUAACAAUCUUUAGAAAACCUUUGGCAAACUGAAAUAUGGUUUUAAAAUGUUGUAUCUUGUGGCAGAUAUAUACAUUUUUUGAGUAUAAAUUUAUMAAAAUGACGGAUUCUAGAUCUGUUAUACGAGAAAAUGGAAAUUCUUCCGUAUAUUGUCGUAAUACAGCGAAGCCAGUAAUCCCGUCAAGUUUAUUAKGCGUAAGGUCGCGUCCCUAGUAAGACGCUACAGAAACGUAGACGUACUCAUGUGUUUGUCAAAAGUCCUCGAAAAGAUAUUAGCAUUUAUUGUAUAGGUGUGUCAACUUUUGUGAACUGAAUGCGUUUGUGAAAAAGAAUUGGUGUGAAAAGAAAGGAAAAAGUUGAAAAAAAGAAGACUAGGCGAAAUAUUGUCGUGAUGAUUUGUGAAAUCAUGUGCUGAGUUGUAAGUAUACAUUGAAGUUUGAAUCACUUUUAGAAAUGGAGGUAUUUUAAUAUGAAGUAAGCUGAUCGUCGUUGCUUUGYGUUGUACAAGCAAUAGACAUAAGCUUAUACAUGUGGGUCCAUGUGUAAAAUGAGGUGUUAUUACUUUCUUUUUUGAGGGGGACUUUAGGGUUUUCAGAAGGGUUUUCAAAACAUAAAAAUGCGUGAUUUGAGGAACUUGUGGAUUUAGACGAUUUUCUGUGCGGAUUUGAACUAUUCCAACACCCUUAUCCCCCUUUCCACAUUAAGAUAUGUACUCCCUGCUAUAUGGCAGCCAAGAUUUUCUAUAAUUCAUCAUGUGAUUUAUUUUAUCCAGAUGUUUGUAUCUAUUUAGGUUAGAUGGAAGACAGCACAAUCAAAUUAAAAAAAAGAUUUAGUGAAAAU
This is a messenger RNA of Exaiptasia diaphana, 2274 nucleotides long. Its product is annotated as pyruvate kinase PKM. Gene Ontology annotation, cellular component: cytoplasm. NCBI's taxonomy places the organism in Eukaryota, Metazoa, Cnidaria, Anthozoa, Actiniaria, Aiptasiidae. Gene Ontology annotation, molecular function: pyruvate kinase activity; magnesium ion binding; potassium ion binding. The record is from RefSeq and is a predicted model, not a curated record. Gene Ontology annotation, biological process: glycolytic process.